UCUUCCCUGUCUCUCUGUGUCUAUUCUUUCUUUUUCAUCUCUGUCUUUUCCCCAUUCUUUUCCAAACGCGCGCGAUAGAUUCGCAGCCCUUCAACCACCAUUAUGCACAUCCCCACUACCAUUCCGCUCCUCCUCUUCACCCUCGCACCCUACGUCACAGCCCAUGGCAAAGUGACGCACCUGACCGGCUCCGCAGGCGGGAACACGACCGCGCUCGGCAUAAUCGGCGGCAUCGUUCCCAACACGGGGCCCAACUCCGAGACCGAGGUCGACACGACGGUAUUCAAGGGGGGCAUCAAGAGCGACGGGCUGGGGAAGACGGAAGGGGGAGGGGAGAACAGGGUGGAGGAUCUGUGGAUCGCGAGGGGGUUGAGUGAUGGGGGAAAUGGGGGAGUCGCGUUGGUGGGGAAGGAGGACGGAUGGGUGGAGGGGGUUUGGCAUGUUGUUGUUACGGACGGCGCAGGACCGCUGAAAGCCGUAAUCGACACCACAGCCUCAGGAUCCUUCUCCAACGGAACGGAAGCUGAGAUCCUACUGGACAUCCCCGGGAAAAACGGAAAUCUGAACCCAGACGCAUCGAUCCCGCGCUCCUUGUCGCUGGCAGCACUGUCUACUCGCACCAAUCACCUCCUGAGGCGCGGCGCGAAGACGGUGAAUAGGGACUAUACGUUCCGUGUUGCGGUGGCGGGGGACACCAAGUGUGAGGGAAAGGUUGCGGGAUUGGAUGGCGUUUGCUUUAUGAAGAUUGCUAAUGAAAACGCGGCCGGUCCGUUUGGCGGCGUUGUGGCAUUCCAGAUGGUAGAUGGAGGCACUGUCAACAAUGGGACUAGGGUCGUUAAUGGCGAGAGGGUCAAGUGUGGGAAUGAGACGAUGCUUGUCGGACAGAAACGAGCGGUUGGGAAGACAUUCAGUGCUUAGGGAUCGAGGGAGUGUUGAACUUCAGUUGAGGCCGGCGGCUUAAGGCAUAUCUCAGCUGUCGAAAGUCCAUGUUGACGGGAGGCAAAGAUAUCCACAAGAGCCAGAAACCUAUUAUAAACAUCCUAAACAGCAGUCACUGCUCCCCGUGUUAUCAUUCCCUCGAAUCCGAGAACACAUUCGAUGCAACUAUUCAGAUAAGAAUGGUCGGCAAUCUAGGAUUGAAAUGACCUGGCGUCAUCAAUGGAUUAGUUCGACAAGGGCUCGCACGUGAGAAAGCAAGAGU
Molecule: messenger RNA, 1201 nt
Organism: Aaosphaeria arxii CBS 175.79
Lineage: Eukaryota; Fungi; Ascomycota; Dothideomycetes; Pleosporales
Exons: 4
Coding region: 103-918 (271 amino acids)
Source: RefSeq, a predicted model, not a curated record